AUGGUUAAAUUUUUCGACACUGGUGAUGAACAACUUGCUCAGCUUACUUAUCAGAUUUUGGCCCGCCUCAUUGAAAGGAGUGUUCAAGACAAUGAAGAAUGUGCAAAGUGUCUUCUCUCUUUGCUGGAUCGCGCCCUGAACGUUCAUUCCACGACCGUAUGGAAAUAUGUCUUGAGAUCACAAAUGCGGCUUUAUGAAAGUGCUGGUGCCGGAAUCAUAGGAGAAGAAUUUGAAAAGGCAAUGAAGACAUUAGCGUUAUUGCGUGAAAGCGAUGAGUGUUUCUGUAAACAGGAACUCGACUUUACCGUUGGUUGUGCUGUGCGCCAUGUUGGCGCUCCUGCUGUGUUGUCAGUGAUACCGCUUGGCAUUGACGCGGAUGCUGCCAUUCUCAACACUGAAUUCACUCGAUCAUGGCUAAUUCCUGUUUUACGUGUGAAUUUGCACAACGCUCCUUUGGCAUAUUUCUCAUCUCAUAUCCUACCUCUCGCCAUGAAAAUUUACAGACGUCUCGGGUCAUUGGAUCCUGUGCCACAGCGCUUGUACAUGACAUUGCAGUUACAGUUGUGGGAGCUGUUGCCGUCGUUCUGCGAUUCUCCAUGUGAUUUGGAGAAAUCUUUUCCUCAAGUACUUGGUGCGGCAAUUAAUGAGAGAAAGGACCUAAGACCACAGAUACUCUCUGCUUUGCGACGGGUGCUGCGUUUUGCUCUCAUGCCAGACGCACCCCCGGAACGAAUUGAAGUUGUGAGCUCUUACGCAAAGAACUUCAUGCCGCUACUGUUCAAUUUAUACACUGCAAAUGCUGGAGAUGAUCAAGAUGAUAAGGGUGUACGGCAUUUGUUGGAAAUGGCCCUUUCCAUCCUCACCAAAUCUUUUGUGAACGCAGCAAUCACGAAAGCGAAUAGUGCUUUUGAAGAUCCUGCCAGACAGGCUCGGAUUUUGGACAUCCUUUGUGCAGUUUCACGAAGUGCCGAUUGCGGAACAUUGGAGAAAGUCAUGGACACUAUAAUACCAUGGUUUGGUAUGGAUGGAAUACAGAAAAAGGCGUACCGAAUCAUGGAAGAUAUUUUAGCCAAAAGAGCUUCGCCUGACCUGGAACCCUUCUUUUCGUCGAGAGCUUCAGACUUUGAAAAUGCAGUGUUACGACCAAUUGCCAGUGUGGUUCCUCCGGCUCGAGCAGCUUUCGCGAAUAACACUCAUACUCGCUCGAAUGCCAGUAAAUGCUUGCAGUAUAUGUUCAAGAAAAUUCUCGAAAUUGGAGCAGAGAACGAACCGCAAGUUUCGACCCUACUGAGCGGUAUGUUAGCGCGCAUCUACGAACUAGCGACGCCAAGUGCUGAUUCCGACAAUGGUGCUGUGGAGAUGGAUGUUGCUAGAUCAACCUUGGUGGCCCUGAAUAUAAUAGCACAAAAGUUACUUCGAACGCUGAAUGGAGGGCAUGUGUCUCGUCUGGUUGCUCAUGGUUGUGCGUGGAUAGGGGACGGCCGACCUCCUGUCCGAAUUUUGGUCCGAAAAGCAAAUCGACUGCUGUUGGAAGUGCUUGUUGCUAAAUUUGGAGUAGACGUGUUACUCAAGUAUACCAGCAAGCCUGAAUGGGUUAAGCAGUUGAAAAAUAUCGAAAAAAUAAAUAGAAGAAAAGAACGGCAAAUCAGUGGUGGAGGUGGCGCGAAGGAUAGCGAUGAAGAGAGCAGCGAGGCGGGCUCACGUAUGACUUCUCGAACUGCCGGAGCCGACACAAUACUAAAACUUCUCGAGGAUAGUGAUGCAUCUGAAAGUGACGCUGAAGGAGAUAUGGCCGAUAUGAAGAGUCGCACUGGCAGUGUUUGGCUGAAGGAUGACACAGACAUGGGUGAACUAACGGAUCUUCUUGACAGAAAGAGUAUGAUUCUCAAGGUAGCGAAACGGAAAGCUAAACUGACGGAAAAGAAGAAACAGGAAUCUGGAUUCAGAAUAUCUAAAGAUGGAAAAUUAGUGAUUGUCGAUAGUGAUGAUGAGAAUGAAACAAAGCGAAAGCGUAGGAAGCGAGGUGGUGACCUGGACGAUUUGAAUGAUGACUUCCCUCUUGAAACCAAGAGGAAGAAAGACGAUAGUGAUAUGGAAACUGAUUCUGAAGAUGACACCAGGGAUGCGAAAAAAGCAAGCACCAAACACUCAACCGUAAGCGGUGCAUCAAGCUGGCGUCCAGGAGGCCAAGGAAUACAUCGGGACACUUCGUUGAAAAGCAGUAAGGGUCGACCGACCAAAGGUGGCAGUGAUAAGAAGAAUCAGAAACUACAACCCUAUGCCUAUGUCCCACUGCGGCAAAAAGGAGUAAAGCAGUGUUCGUCCAUUCAACUACUUCUGGACUCAUUUGUCGACUUUUCAAGACUGUCCGAUUUCUGCCUGAAAUCACUUGACGCAGUAGUUUUGUGCUUGGAUAAGGCGAAUAACACUCAUACUCGCUCGAAUGCCAGUAAAUGCUUGCAGUAUAUGUUCAAGAAAAUUCUCGAAAUUGGAGCAGAGAACGAACCGCAAGUUUCGACCCUACUGAGCGGUAUGUUAGCGCGCAUCUACGAACUAGCGACGCCAAGUGCUGAUUCCGACAAUGGUGCUGUGGAGAUGGAUGUUGCUAGAUCAACCUUGGUGGCCCUGAAUAUAAUAGCACAAAAGUUACUUCGAACGCUGAAUGGAGGGCAUGUGUCUCGUCUGGUUGCUCAUGGUUGUGCGUGGAUAGGGGACGGCCGACCUCCUGUCCGAAUUUUGGUGAUCAGGUUACUCCGAGUACUGGUACAGAAAUUACCCGAGUAUGCUUUGCAACAGUAUCGUGACCUGUUAAUCAAUUCGAUAUUUGAAGGACAGCUGACAUGUGAUCUCACUUCCAAGGCAAGCUUUCAGUAA
Molecule: messenger RNA, 2874 nt
Organism: Cooperia oncophora
Lineage: Eukaryota; Metazoa; Nematoda; Chromadorea; Rhabditida; Trichostrongylidae
Source: the annotation of a GenBank genome assembly